UUCUCCAACCUCAUUUCCCAAAUCACGCUACGGUAUAACAAUUAUACCGCCCACCAGCUAGAGAGAGAGAGAGACCUAAGGCCUGACAAACCAAAAAAAAAGGGCUUUGUUACGCAUAGAAGAGGAGCGAUGGCAAUGGCUUCCACCUCUGCUGUAGUUGUCCAGGGCCUAUCCACUCCCUUCCUCUCUGGCUCGAGGAGUACUGGCCGCACUCUUUUGAAUGCUGCCAUUGGUGGCAAGUCUGCCGUCACCGGUUCAUCCCGGAGGUUGCUCGUCGUCGCCGCCGCCGCACCUAAGAAGUCAUGGAUACCUUUCGUAAAGGGUGGUGGCAACUUAAUCGACCCUGAAUGGCUCGAUGGCUCGCUGCCGGGUGACUACGGAUUCGACCCGCUGGGGUUGGGGAAGGACCCGGCGUUCCUAAAGUGGUACCGGGAGGCGGAGCUGAUCCACGGGCGGUGGGCCAUGGCCGCCGUGGUGGGCAUCUUCGUCGGCCAGGCGUGGAGCGGCGUCCCCUGGUUCGAGGCCGGCGCCGACCCGGGCGCCAUCGCCCCCUUCUCCUUCGGGUCCCUCCUCGGGACCCAGCUCCUCCUCAUGGGGUGGGUCGAGUCCAAGCGCUGGGUCGACUUCUUCAACCCGGAGUCCCAGUCCGUGGAGUGGGCCACCCCCUGGUCUCGCACCGCCGAGAACUUCGCCAACGCCACUGGCGACCAGGGAUACCCCGGCGGCAAGUUCUUCGACCCCUUGUCCCUCGCAGGCACCAUCAAGGAUGGCGUCUACGUGCCGGAUGUCGAGAAGCUCGAGAGGCUCAAGGUGGCAGAGAUCAAGCAUGCAAGGAUCGCCAUGCUAGCCAUGCUUAUCUUCUACUUUGAGGCUGCCCAGGGGAAGACCCCUCUGGGUGCCUUGGGCUUGUAAACAAACAACGUUUCCUCCUCUCUCUCUCUCUCUCUCUUCUUUCUUUAUUCUCCUCAUCUCUUUGAUCAGGCCUUGCUUGUCUUUUUCUUGGUAUCCAUCCACUCUUUGGCUGCAGAAAAAACGUAGUGGAACACUGGGAUCGAUUGGUGGUUUGGUCUGGCUCUCCCUAUGCAGAGUUGUGGUGCAGUAACGCUCACUUUCUUGUGUUCGUAUUAUUACACAAAUUUGGUUGUGAGGCAGGAACUCUUUUAUCUUUUUUGGUACAAAUUAUAUAUGUAUGUAGACCAAAGAAAAAAGAGAAAAGAUUAUGAUAGUUUUUAUAGUUGGAACAAGUAUAAGUUGUUGAGUCAUGGCAUGGGCCUUCUAUUUGGGUU
Messenger RNA from Elaeis guineensis (African oil palm), 1286 nucleotides. Its product is annotated as chlorophyll a-b binding protein CP24 10A, chloroplastic-like. The record is from RefSeq and is a predicted model, not a curated record. Lineage: Eukaryota; Viridiplantae; Streptophyta; Magnoliopsida; Arecales; Arecaceae. Gene Ontology annotation, biological process: photosynthesis, light harvesting. Gene Ontology annotation, cellular component: membrane.